This is a messenger RNA of Haliotis rubra (blacklip abalone), 939 nucleotides long. RefSeq lists its product as uncharacterized. The record is from RefSeq and is a predicted model, not a curated record. Bases 1 to 939 code for a protein of 312 amino acids. The transcript has a single exon. Lineage: Eukaryota; Metazoa; Mollusca; Gastropoda; Lepetellida; Haliotidae.
AUGGAAACCGUUCUCGACUAUGGAACAGAUGCUCAGACCAGCCAACUGACUACUCAGCUGUAUUACAAAGAUUCGGGUGUCACCGUAGACGAGUUCAACUCCGGGGACCCCUACGCCGGUGGGAAUGACGGGCUCAUCAACCGCGGAGGUUUUAUCGCCGGAAGCAAGUCGCUCACCCUAACAGGACCUAUCAUGGAAGACAUGUUCGGUUUCCAACGUCAACUGGUGAAUGGUGUGGACGUGGGACUCAAACUGUUUCCUUCCAGCACAUCCUUUGUCUUGAUGUCAGAAGAGACCGAUAAGGAUUACACCGUCGAACUGCAAGACGUGUACCUGAAAGUAUGCAAACUCAGAAUCAACGACGCUCUCAUCGUGGCCCACAACAAACAGUUCGAGAAAGGUAAUGCCAUGUACCCCUACGAAAGAUCCGUGGUCAAGAUGGCCUCGGUCGCCUCGUCCAGUCUGAGUUUUAACUGGGACGCCAUGUUUCAAGACGAAGUUCCCAGUCGACUGAUUGUCGCCUUGGUGAGGUCCAAUGGGGUGAACGGAUCGUACACGGCUAAUCCCUUCUGUUUCCAAGGAGACAUCAUUAAAAGCAUGGGACUGUACUUGAACGGUACCAGUGUACCAGGACGCCCGUUUGAGUCGGAUGACAUCGAGGCUUACGCUAGCCUGUACGAUUGGAAUAACGAAUGGCGCAAAGACAAAGGUUUGAACUUGGACCGCACGGAAUUUCCCAUAGGUCAUGCCUUGUACGUGUUCAACCUGCAAGACAUCGGAGCCGACAGAUCGGAAUAUCUGAACCUGCUCAAGUCGGGUAAUCUGAGACUAGAAGUCCAGUUUGCUCAGGCGCUCGCCCAUACCUUCAACGUCAUCGCUCUGGCCAAGUUUCCGGCACUUAUCGAAAUCGACCAAAGCCAGAACGUGUUUCUAAAGUAG